Molecule: messenger RNA, 2962 nt
Organism: Magallana angulata
Lineage: Eukaryota; Metazoa; Mollusca; Bivalvia; Ostreida; Ostreidae
Product: sodium-dependent proline transporter-like
Exons: 17
Coding region: 227-2251 (674 amino acids)
Biological process (GO): sodium ion transmembrane transport
Cellular component (GO): membrane
Source: RefSeq, a predicted model, not a curated record
AUGAGCGCUUCUAAAAAGAGUUCUGGGGGCCUUUAAAAAGAGGUAGAUUUCUUUUAAACCCGACUAUCCACACUUGGUUGGUUAAGCUCUUCUCGUCCGUUUUCGCUGUUUCACCACUCUGAAGAAGUUUUUCUUGUUUACCAUUUGACGCCAAAAACACUUGUCAUUGUGGAGAGACUAAAAGAACCAGAAAGGGCGUGUCAACUAGGACUAAUUCAGAAGCAACAUGGCUGCUUACGAAACGGACGUGGAAACCCAUAAGGCGAAACUAGCUGACAUAGAUGACGAGUCAGGCGACGAAAAUACGGAGAGAGGAAACUGGUCGUCCAAGCUGGACUUCCUGUUGUCCUGUCUGGGGUACGCCGUGGGGUUGGGAAACGUCUGGAGAUUCCCGUACCUGUGUUACAGAAACGGAGGAGGGGCUUUCUUUAUCCCAUACUGCAUUGCGCUGGCCUUUCUGGGAAUUCCCAUCUUCCUGCUAGAGUUGGCCAUUGGUCAGUACUCAAGUGCCGGUCCAUUCACCUGCUGGAAGUACUCCCCUAUUUUCACAGGUAUUGGUUACGGGAUGUUCAUCGUCUCUGCUUUGGUGGCCAUUUAUUACAACAUGAUCAUUGCCUGGGCGUUUUUCUACCUCUUUGCGUCCUUCACGGAUGAACUGCCUUGGCAAUCCUGUGGAGACUGGAGUACAAACCUGUGUUAUGACAAUGUUAAGAUCUUGAACAAAACCUGGGAGAGCUGCAAUGGAAACAACAGAUGGGGCAAGGUUUGGGAAGCAAACGUGACACAGGGCAUCUGCUAUGAAACUGGCAUGUUGAACAAGAAGGAGGGAGUCCGUGCCUACUUAGAUGCCGAUAAGGCCAAAGAUUAUUUCCCAAGAACUCUCCCCUCUCAGGAAUACUUUGACAAUUACGUCACUGGGUCCGGAUAUAGCAGCGGCUAUGACGACUUGGGCGGAGUCCGCUGGCAGCUGGCCCUGUGUUAUCUCCUAGCCUUCAUCUGUGUCAUCCUGGCCCUCAGCAAGAGCAUCAAGACAUCCGGAAAGGUUGUGUACUUCACGGCUACUUUCCCCUAUAUAGUGCUUGUCAUCCUGUUUAUUCGAGGCCUUAUGUUGGAAGGAAUGGAGGAAGGAAUCAGAUUCUACAUUACACCCGAUCUAAAUAGGCUGUCAGAUGCUCAGGUGUGGAAGGACGCCGCCGUACAGAUUUUCUUCUCUCUCUCAGCAUCUUGGGGAGGUCUGAUCGCUCUGGCCAGUUACAACAAAUUCCACAACGAUUUGUUAAGAGACACGUUAAUCGUUACUUUUGGCAACUGCCUGACCAGUGUAUUCGCGGGGUUCGUCAUCUUCUCCUACCUGGGCUACCUGUCCACCUACAUGGGCCUCCCUGUCGACGAGGUAGCCAAGAGUGGACCGUCAUUGACCUUUGUUGUGUAUCCAUUCGCCGUCACUAAGAUGCCCAUUUCCCCGCUGUGGGCCAUUCUGUUCUUCGUCAUGUUGAUUACACUUGGAGUGGACAGCGAGUUUGUGUUGGUUGAGACUGUUAUUACGUCACUGAUGGACCGUUUCCCCAAGUUACGUAAAUACAAACUGUUCACCGUCAUGACCUGUUGCCUCCUCUUCUUCCUGCUCGGACUCACCUUAACGACAGAUGGCGGUAUAUACAUGUUAUCAAUCAUGGAUACCUACUCUGGAGGAUGGAGUAUUCUGUUCAUCGCCAUCUUCGAAUGCAUCUCCGUCGGUUGGGUAUACGGUAUCUUCCGAUUCUUGGACGACAUCAAAUUGAUGACUGGUAACACGUUUUGCUGUUGCGUCCCGUUCAUCGCCUUCAAAUACUGGUGGAUGCUGUGCUGGUGCUUCAUCACCCCUCUCCUGGCAGCGAUUAUCAUGGUGUUUUCCUGGGUGGACUACACAGGGAUGGACAAUGGUGCCGAGUAUGACGUGUACGCUGACCUGAUGGGCUGGGGGAUGACCUUGGUCACCAUUGUGUGCAUUGUAGGCACGGCAAUAUACGUCAUCUGCAAAACCGGGGGCAUAAGUGAAGCUAUGAAGCCAAACAUCGAAUGGGGUCCGGCACUGGUCAGACAUCGUCGUGAGGCGGAGUACCACACAAAGAGAUACGCAUCGGACUUCAUCGUCGAUCCAUGGGGACUGGAAACUGCCAGUCCAAAUGACGUCCAACUACAGGUUGAAAACAAGUCAGGACUACAAAAUACUGGAUAUGUCCCUCACGCCGAGGAUUCUUCUAAGUUUUAAAAAUCUUGAGUAACAAGAAAGGUGUUGACAACGAGGGCUUUUCCAAUAUUCGGGUGUGAACAAAUUAUAUAAGAACACUUUGAUAUUGCGUCGAAAGAAUUCUCCACAUUGGCAGAAGAAUGCGAUUUCGGACAAAAAGCGGGACAAAGAGAGAAAACACUUAAAACAUUUGCAUUUAUUCCUUACAACUAGCGCAAUUUUGUCGUAUUUUAUCAGAAACAUUUUUACUCCGGAGAAACACUUUUAGAGGACAUGCAACGGUGUAUUAGCCUUGAUUAAGAAUGCAGAAGUUGAAAUUUUAAUUGCAACAUAUAGUGAAUAUGAUGAUUUGAGGUUUUAAGGGGAGGUUCAUGUAAAACAAAUCAACCUUUGACAGAGAUUUUAAUUUUAGAAAAUAUAGUAUUUACUUAGUUUUACGGUUAUAAAUUCUACUAGUUUGUACUUCGUACAAUAUACGCUGCAUUUGCAUAAUAGAGUGAUUCACUCAUUUCAUUUUUUUUUUUUUUUACAUUUUAUUGUACCUUGAUCGUGUAUAUAUAUAUUUUAUCUGGUGACUUUCCAAUAUUUUUGUGAAUAUUUUUAUACAUUGUCGAUCUUCUUGUGAGAUAAUAUAGUGCUUUUAACAAUUUUUAUUACCAGAUCUAAUAAUCGAAUAUUUUAUUUCUGAUGGAGUUAUAUAUUAAGUAGAUAAUAAAGUGAUUUUAAAGAUAA